AUGCUUCCAAAGAGCAAAGGGAGAAAAGGAGUGAAGCAGCAGCAGAAGAGAGAUGCAGCAAACAAGGAAAUCCAAGCUGAAGAGAAGUACAGGAAAGCAGCACUGGAGGUUAACAUGCCAAAAGAGCAUCUGGUUCCCUGGAGGCACAUGACCUGGCAGGCAAAAGCUGACAAUGCAGGGCUCAGGCAGAGGCUGUGCGACCUGGAGCAGGCACGGGAAGACAAGCAAGACAUUCAUGAAAAAAUGACCCGGCAAUACCAAGACCUGCAGAAGCAGACAGCAGCCCACAGCCAGUACUUGGAGAUGAAGGUGAAGAGCCUGCAGGAGCAGCUUGCCACCAGGCUCUGGGAGAGCCAGCAAACCCAGGAGGCUGCCACCCAGGCACUAGCAGAGAGGGACAGGACCGUCACUCAGCUGCAGGGCAGGCUCAAUGCCAUGGAGAGGGAGUAUAAGAUCCUCCAUGGCAGCCUGGACCUUGUACUGGCCAAGAUGGCAGAGGCCAGCCAGCACUGGGAAGAGGUAGGAACAACCAUCGCUGCGGAGGACAAGGAGAGCCUACAGGAGUUCGGCCUCAACCGUCCUGGAGAUAUAGUGCCCUGGGGCUCCCAGGAUGGGACAGGCUCUCAGCCCCUACCUCCCUAUCAGCCCACCACCCCAGCUGCCCCGGGCUAG
Molecule: messenger RNA, 672 nt
Organism: Opisthocomus hoazin
Lineage: Eukaryota; Metazoa; Chordata; Aves; Opisthocomiformes; Opisthocomidae
Source: RefSeq, a predicted model, not a curated record